Messenger RNA from Ceraceosorus bombacis, 1417 nucleotides. Lineage: Eukaryota; Fungi; Basidiomycota; Exobasidiomycetes; Ceraceosorales; Ceraceosoraceae. The record is from the annotation of a GenBank genome assembly.
AGAUGUGGCACCUGAAUAGAUCUUUGCGCGCUCACACAUACUGAGAAUCAACGACUUGGCGUCCAUCGAUGUUCCUUCAAAGGAGACGCUGCGACGGGCGAUCGUGCGGUGCUGCUGAUGAGGAAACGCGAUGCAAUCGAGCUCAGGUGUUGAGAAGCAGCACGUCGCUUGGCAUGAAAGUCAGCUUUGCUGGGGCCUUGCGCUAGGUAAUCGAACCCACUCUUACGCAGCAGUGCGCGAGCGAUCGAGUGGUGAGUGCAUAACCGCUGCUGGGAUUGACUGCAGCGUAUCCUUUGGGACACUCGAGUGAGGUGUCGCGCUGGCUAUGCUCUAGGCGAAAGGUACACUACACGUACGCGGUCGAAAGUGACACGCGAUGAAGCGUCGACGCCUGAGCCAGCAUGCAUCGUACAGGCGGACGGGGGCGGCAGGGCACGGGACAAAGACGUGCGCCAGCAUCUUGCAUUCAGCUUUGGGCGCAAUCAAGAACAGCGGAGAGACCAUCCCGAUCGAGCAGGACAUGUGGCAGCCGUGAGUGCGCAUGGGCAGCACUAUGCGCUCGCACGAGGUAAGGUCACGCAUGCAUGGGCACGAUCGAGUGCCCCCACGUACGCUUCGCAAUCUUGAAUCACUUUCGACCUCGGCAAGGGCGAGGGCUGCAUAUAUGCUGCAAGUGACAGCGAUGAGACUAUGGCUCCACUCUCGCCUCGACUGUGACUCCACUCACGCCUCGAGCCUGACUCGACACUCACACUCAGGACUGCGGUACGCCACGCCGCAUCACUCAAUUCCCUUGCAAUGAUUCACAACUCGUGCAAACUCAUCCAGCGCGUACUCACGUCACGACCGCCCGCUGGACGCGAGUUUCUGCAUCAGAGUAGACGUCAUGUCAUACAUUGAUGCGCCCGCGUACCCGUUGCUUUGCGCAGUCUCGCGGUGUAGGGGCGGCGUGGGCGGCGUAGACAGGCGCUUGAUGGUCAUUCUGUUGAUGCAAACUGGGGCCCAGCAUGACCGCCAGCAUUUGCUUCACCAGCGCCAUGUAUGCGCAUCGAGGCAGACGAGCGCGUGCUGCUGCUGGACCUCGAUCAACGUGAGAGAGCAUGUGUGCGGGUGAUUCAGAUUGCGAUUGCUUCUGACCGCUGACGCUCGACGACCCGCACAGCAGCUCGUAGCAGUGUAGCACUCACACUCGCUACUCAUGACCGCAUAUAUGCUGGUCAUCCAACUCGCCUCCCCCCGCACCGCCCGCCCAUCUUGUAGCUGCUUCUUGGCCUCCCUCUUCCUCGCGCUUGACAGAGCUCAAGAAGCUCAGCUCACCGUCUGCGCACGCAUGCUCACAGCACUUUGUCGACGCUCAGCAGAACUCCAUGCUCUACACCUCGGAGCUCCGCACGGCUUGCCAUCACCGAAAUCGCCA